UAAGAGGCAAGAAAUUGUAUUUACACUACAGAAAAGUGCUUUUCCUAAUCGAAUAACUUCGGAAAAGGCCAGUGCCUUAUUUUUUCCACAUUGUAUAAUAUAAUUUGACGUUUGGUACGUAAAAAUGAAUGGAACGAGUGUGGUGCAGUGAUUUUGCGUGCGUAAACAAUCGGGAAAUUCGGAAUGUGUACGUAAAGGGGUUUAAACCCACGAUAGUAGGCUGUGAAACCGAACAUUAAAUGUAUCGUGUAUGCUUUUGUUUUGUUUUUCGUUUGUUUUAAACAUGUCCAAUGUACCGCCAAAGUUUUAUCGGUUGUGUCGAUUGUGCUUAUCCUGCGAUAAAACUUGCGUGCCCAAUACGAACGAACAGAUAACCAGGAAAAUCCUCUAUUGCUUGUCAAUAUCGGUUAAAGAUGAAGACUCUCUACCAAAAUCCCUAUGUAGUAAGUGCAUGGAGCAACUAGAUUCGUACUCAAAGUUCAAAGAAGUAGCAACGAAAAGUGAGGAACUUUUGCAAAAUUUUAUUUCUUACACCAAACAGCUGAACGGAACUGAAGAGAUCUCGCAGCCAAUUAGACAAAGUGAAGAAAAUACGAAGAACGAACUGGAAUCGGAACCUGGUACUUCUAAAGAAACAUCAAAUGCAACUUCUCAAACUACUACAACAUCUGUAGUUUCUGAAGUUCGAAACCUUAAAACAGCUUCUCAGAAAGCAAUAGCACGCAGUUCCCUAGCGGGAUCAAAAAGGCGAUACCAGGAAAACAUGCGUCUCUCAGAAGAGCUGUUGGCCAGUAUUUUAACCUCAACCAUGCCCGACAUAAAAUCCGAACUCUCCGAGCUCCCUACGCAGGUAAAAGAAGAACCUGAAGUGACGGAACGUAUUGUAUCACCUCCUCCACCUCCCACCUGCAUGGAGGUGGACUCCGUACAGCCGGUCAGUACCGUACUACAAACCGGUCCGUUAUUUCCACCCUCCGAGCCCUCCACCUCGGUCGAGGUAAAAAGAGAACCGUCACCCGUCGUUCAGUAUACAGAACCUCAACAAACUGAACCCGUGAACCUCCAUAUGGAAUCUCCUCUACCUCUCCAAGUGAUUGUGUCCGAAGAUAAGGAGGUGGAAAAGGGUGCAGACGAGGUGACGCCGGUGCCCCUGAUAAAAGUCAAGCCAACGUGCAUGUUACAAGCUCCGCGCAUUUUAAAUCAGGAGGUCUCGUACGGUUUGGCACCACAACAGCCGGAACCUGCCGACCUAACCACCAAUAAGAAACUAGAUUCUUCUAAUAGCGAUCUCGAGUUUAGAGACGAAGAUAAUAUGGACACCCAGUCGGUAUCCAGCGCUAGCUCGGAUCCGGAUCGGCUGGAGGUCGACAUGUCGCAGGCGGCAGAAGACCUCAAUUCAAACUCGACCAACAGUACCUCACCGACCCCCUCGGACUGGACUAAUAUGUACAACACCACAAACGGCUUCAAUGCCGACAUGCCAAACUUAUCGGGAGAAGCCUCUCAACUGCUAAGAAAGAUCAUAAUGUGUCGUAAACUGGGAAUGACAAUCACCCCCGCUUCCCCAAAAGUGUUAAAUUACUCGUUGUUUCAAGGACAACCCCCGCCUGCGCAUAACAACGUGAAUCCCUUAGAAAAAUCGUCCGGACGCAGAAAACAAAGUUAUCCUACUAAGGCGAACAAUGUUGAAGAGGCCGAGUCAAUAGACGAUGACAGAGAAACGUGCCCUCACCGAACGAGACAGCAACAUUCGGAGGAAGAGUCGGUGGACAGUUCGCCGGAUUUCACGGGGACGCAGCCCUGGAUCAACAUAGCCGGGAGACAGUGUAAAGUGUUGGACCGGAUCCAGACGCCGCCGCCACCGAAGCGGGUGGACAUUUCGUGUACCAACUGUCGUACCCAAACGACCACCAUUUGGCGACGGAACGUACGGGGUGAGAUGGUGUGUAACGCGUGCGGUUUAUACUUUAAGUUGCACGGGGUGGAUCGGCCGUUGACCAUGCGCAGGGACACCAUACACACAAGAAGACGGAGGCCGAAGAAGGAGCUGACCAAGAAAGCGAUGGAAGAAAAGGAAAUAUGGACGAAGUACGCGUACGACCCACGGACCGGGGAGUCCUGGCGCACCUACAAUAAGAAACCGACGGGGGAAAACCCCGCCACCCUCCAGCACACCAUGUCCGAAAAAGACGAUACGGAAAGUAUGCUCUCGGCGCUACGUAAACAGCUACAACCCCAUCUGGCGAUGGCUUUAAGACAAGGGGGCGGGAACCAGGGUGGAGAUAUGGCGGCUCAGAUGCCUCACCCAACGUACUUGCCAACGACACACAAUACACCCCAACCGGUUACGGCCCAAGAGGUGGAAUCGGACGAGGAGAGUAUAGCCGAUCUGCCGCUUAAUUUGGUGGCCACCCAGAUGGCCGAGACCGAAACUCAUUGAUUUUUUCCAGCUUACGGUAUUUUUGAGACUUAAAAACGGCACUAAUUUUUGUUGGUGUGUUCAUAUCUCCUUUUGUUUUAAAGAGUUGUAAGUCACAGAUUAUACGUACAGUGGAUAGUUGAAAGUUGGAACAAAUGUAUGCUCUAAAAGGACUUUUAUUAGGCAGUUGUCUGGCAAGAUAAUAGUGAGAGAAAAAUGCUUAAAUAGUAAAAAGGCAAUUUUUUUAGGGAUAUUUUGAAAAAACUUUUUUUUUCAAAAUAUCUUAAUCUUUAACUGGCGUGGAAAUCUUAACACGUAUUGCGUUGCGGGAUUCCGGAGACCCCAAAGUUAAAAUGGUGGUUUUUUUAAUUGUUAAAAUAAAUUGAAAUUUUUUUGUUAUACCGGGUGUUAUAUCCGGUUACACGGAUGAAAAAUGGAACACUUAAAUACUUGUUUACUUUCCAAGAACAAAUGAAAUUUGGUAUAUUGAUAGAAUAGUUAGAAGAGCAUCUUUUGGCAUAUUCUGUUAUUUUUCGUUACUUCCGGUUUAACAGGAAAUGACACUACCAUUUUUAUUUUAAAUGGGAUAAUUGGUAUAAUAUUAUCAUACUAUCACCCAUUAGUAUUUUGAUAGAAAAUAAUAUUCUGAGAAUAAUGAUACCGCAUUUGCUAGUUUUUGUUUUAUACUCAUAGAAAAAAUCAAUUUUUUACAUUUUGAAAUAGGGUGCCAUGAAUGGGUUGAAAGUUUUGAUUUUGAAUCAAGUAAUCACGGAAAAAUAUAAUUCAUAAUAUUUUAUUUCUUUCACACGCCUAUUUAAAAUUUCCAA
Molecule: messenger RNA, 3246 nt
Organism: Anthonomus grandis grandis
Lineage: Eukaryota; Metazoa; Arthropoda; Insecta; Coleoptera; Curculionidae
Gene: GATAd
Biological process (GO): negative regulation of transcription by RNA polymerase II; positive regulation of transcription by RNA polymerase II; cell fate commitment
Cellular component (GO): nucleus
Molecular function (GO): zinc ion binding; RNA polymerase II cis-regulatory region sequence-specific DNA binding; DNA-binding transcription factor activity, RNA polymerase II-specific
Source: RefSeq, a predicted model, not a curated record